This is a messenger RNA of Oppiella nova, 913 nucleotides long. The record is from the annotation of a GenBank genome assembly. NCBI's taxonomy places the organism in Eukaryota, Metazoa, Arthropoda, Arachnida, Sarcoptiformes, Oppiidae.
GCCGAUGACUUGCAUUUCGUAAACAAAAGCAGUUUUGCAGACAAUUAACUGUUUGUAUGGUUUGUGACAAAGCAUUAAGUCUUGGAUUUUGUGUUUAAUUUAUUCAAAUUUAAUUCACUUUUUGUAUUGAGUUUUGUGUUAAUCAUAAUAAAUAAGAGAAAUAAUGACAAAACGAAACAAAAGACGAAAAGUUGGCAAAAACGAGUCGUCAGUUCACAAGAGGAGACGAACGGCGACACCACUGAAGACACCACUGAAGACAUCACUGAAGACACCACUGAAGGCAUCACUGAAGACAUCACUGAAGGCAUCACUGAAGAAGACAUCUGCGAAACCAGCGAAACGUGUAAUCAGUGAUGACUCGGAUGACUGUGACAUCGAUUUAGACGGCAGUGAUAGUGAGUUAGUGGCCAUCGCUGCCAGUGUUGACACCUAUUUGGACGAUACGCUCGAUAGCAUGGAUUCGCAGACACAGGCCGUCACUCAAAGACACGGACUCACGGAUGACCUGUUGGUGACGCUAUCGGUGCGCGAACUCAACCGCCGACUCAAGAUGUCUGGUCUGUCGCGACAGGAAGUGAUCAAAAUGAAGCAAAGGAGGCGUACACUGAAGAACCGCGGGUACGCCGCCCAGUGUCGCAACAAACGGCUCGAGCAAAAAGGAGAUCUGGAGACCGAUAAGGUAGAGGUGGUGACAAACAUCAGACAAUUGUCUGAAGCGAAUAAUAAGAUCCGCGAAGAGGUGACAGAUCUGAGGCAUAAGUUUGAUGCCAUCAUUGAGUUCGCCGCCAAUAAUGGCAUUGAAUUGCCUCAAGAUUUACAAGAGUUUGUCGAUUGCGAGCAUAUAAUGCAAUAAUUCAUGUCUUGAAUAUAAUUCAUAUUUAUUUUUGUUAUUUAAUCCAUUUUUACGAAC